AUGGCACACAGUAUCGACCUGUCUAACAGCAUCACAAUGCAUCCUCACCCUUUCCAUCUUCAUCCAAAUCGCACGGAGCAUUCACGGUCUGGGAACCACACGCCAAUCCCCUCCCAGUCGUCUGCGAAACCUGCUGCGACCACAGCUUUCGAAGCUGUCACUCCAGGAAAUGAGGUCCACGAUCCGAUCGCGAGACACCCGACUUCCAUGAGCAUGAACGAUUUAGAAGACCAAAGACCUCCUCGAUAUACCCGCGAAAACGACCCAUAUCAGCUUGCCUCCGCAUUCAAGAAUGAAGACGAUCUACGCUUGAUCACAGCAAAUACUUCUCGAAAACGCGAUGGCUGUGGUCCCAUCAAGUUCAACCAAGGCGCCAGUAAAGCCCAUGAGAUCAAGAAAUUCUACGAGAAUCAGAAUGAGAACAUCGAACGUAUGCUUAAACCGGUCGAGGAUCACGUCGAGCAAGCAAAGCAAGAAGCAGGUGAUGAUAAAUUGAAGUUUCAAAUCGCUUUCUAUGGAUCAUUCGGUGCCAGUAUCGUGUUGGCGGGACUCCAGCUGUACGGUGCCAUCUCCUCCGGCUCUCUUUCGCUUUUCACAACCAUGGCCGACGCAAUUUUUGAUCCUAUGUCCAACGUUACACUUAUCAUGACCAACCGCGCGAUCAAACGGGUAGAUCCGAACCGUUUCCCAUCAGGAAAGGCACGCCUCGAGACCGUGGGAAAUAUCGUCUUUUGCUUCUUGAUGACGACUGUGUCGUUCAUUUUGAUUGCCUUCUCCGUAAAGGAUCUCAUAGAUGGAAACCAUGGUGAGGUCAAGAAUUUCCACUAUCCCUCAGUCAUUGCAGUCGGUGCUGCAUUUGUCACGAAAUUGGGACUGUUUCUAUACUGCUGGGCUCUCAAGGACAAAUACUCUCAAAUCAACAUUCUGUGGCAGGAUCAUCGCAAUGAUCUCUUCAUCAACGGUUUUGGUAUCCUGACGUCUGUUGGUGGUUCCAAGUUGAAAUGGUGGCUCGAUCCAAUGGGAGCCAUUGUUCUUUCUCUUUGGAUCUCCCGAAAUUGGUUGUCUACCGCCUUUUCCGAAUUCCUCCUCUUGGUUGGAGUCACAGCCGGUGUUGAAAUCCAACAAUUGAUCACCUACGUCUGCUUGACCCACAGCCCCGACAUCGAAGGCAUUGACACCGUUCGUGUUUAUCACAGUGGGCCUCGAUUGAUUGCUGAAGUAGAUGUGGUCAUGAACCCAGGUCGAUCAUUAAGAGAGACCCAUGAUGUUGCUGAAGAGUUGCAGAUUAAGCUCGAGUCAUUGCCCGACGUGGAGAGAGCCUAUGUGCAUGUUGAUUAUGAGACGACUCACAAGCCCGAGCAUGCUUAUAAGAAGGAUAUUUGA
This is a messenger RNA of Glarea lozoyensis ATCC 20868, 1383 nucleotides long. Its product is annotated as cation diffusion facilitator 1. Gene Ontology annotation, cellular component: membrane. NCBI's taxonomy places the organism in Eukaryota, Fungi, Ascomycota, Leotiomycetes, Helotiales, Helotiaceae. Gene Ontology annotation, biological process: monoatomic cation transport; transmembrane transport. Gene Ontology annotation, molecular function: monoatomic cation transmembrane transporter activity. The coding region runs from base 1 to 1383 and encodes 460 amino acids. The transcript has a single exon. The record is from RefSeq and is a predicted model, not a curated record.